Trichogramma pretiosum is the source of this 1029-nucleotide messenger RNA. RefSeq lists its product as uncharacterized. Bases 1 to 1029 code for a protein of 342 amino acids. The transcript is spliced from 4 exons. Gene Ontology annotation, cellular component: axoneme. The record is from RefSeq and is a predicted model, not a curated record. Gene Ontology annotation, molecular function: microtubule binding. Gene Ontology annotation, biological process: regulation of cytoskeleton organization. NCBI's taxonomy places the organism in Eukaryota, Metazoa, Arthropoda, Insecta, Hymenoptera, Trichogrammatidae.
AUGAAAGCGCCACAAACGAAAGAUGAUCAGCAGUUGUCCGGCAGCCGUGAGGACGUGUCGGAACGCAUCCCCGAGGCCGCGAGGAUAGAAGAUAUUUUCGAAUGGAUCGACGGAAUACCGCUGUCAAAGGCAACGAAAAAUCUCGCCAGGGACUUUUCCGAUGCCGUUCUCAUGGCGGAAAUCCUCAAGUUUUAUUACCCGAAUCUAGUGGCGAAACACAAUUAUGUACCUGGUAACAGCAUACAGACGAAGCGCGACAACUGGAAUACGCUAAAUCGCAAGGUCUUGAUGAAAAUCGAUAUGCGUCUCAGUGCCGAGACCAUCGAACACUUGGCCCACUCACAACCGGGCGUCAUUGACAGGCUACUCGUCGACUUUCGUGAAAAGCAAAUGGCCAUUAACGCGAAAAAUGUCGAGCAGCAAGCUUUGACAAGAGGCGAUAAUGUCGUGACCGCUGGUAAGUCGCCGCGUUCGGAGCAUAGAGAGAGUAUAGAGUUGGAGAAGGCAGACACAUUAACUCCUCGGGCCACUCUGGCUAAGGCUGUUUCGCUUCAAGAGGAACCAGUUCGCCGACGGUGGUUUUUCGUAAGAAUUGGUGCGGCUCUGUUGGGCGCGGUGCUAGCGAUUCUUCGAUUUUUGCUAGCAAUUCUGUGCUUUUGGAGAUGGUUCUCCAGUCGAGACGCGUGCGACGCGUGCCAACCCGUGAAAAAAGAAACUCGGACGAUCCGUACCGAGGAAGAGCUCGAGCAAGAUGAGCUAGCGAACCUGCGAGAAUCCUACGAACAAGCUCGCAACGACCUCAACGUCAAGUCUGACGUCAUCAAGACACUCUGUCACAAAAUCGCAUUCCUCGAGGGCACGAUGAAGCUCAAAGACAUGAAAAUAGCUACGUUGACAAAUCAUCUGGACCACCAGCAACUGCAAGGAGUCUCCGUUAUGAUGGACUCUCCGGCGAGUGGUGCCAGGCAUCCGAACAUCUCGAACGCCGUGAACGCGGCCCUCAAAAAGAGGACGCGUAUGCAACUCUAG